UUUGUUGGAACACUACGUUAGACAUACAUGAGCCGAUCAGUAUACAGUCCGCACUAAAAGUGUGUCGCGACACAGAAUCUCUCACCUUGUAAUAAAAAAUAUACAUUUUUUGCUUGGGGAACGAAAAAGUUCGCGUUAAUGAUUGUUUGUUCUAACUUGUCCUUUAUUUACGAUUGAAUGUGUAAAAUAAAGAAACAAACAUAUUUAUUCACUCAAGAUUAUUCUAGGAAUUUAUCGAGAUAGGAUCGUAAACAAUCUGUCAUACAAUAUUUUCAAAUCUCAAUAUUAGAUAAAACCCAUAAAGUCAUAAAAUUGUUCAAUACUAAAAUAAAACACCGUAUAUCAAAGAAACCACCUAAUUACCCAUCACUUCAAAGCGCGACCGUCUGAUCGCUCGCAAACGGGCGCACUAUCAUCGUCGCUCUUUUAAUACAUGUGUCUCCGAGUACAGUGUUCAGUGUUACGUCAGGAACUUCCUUAGAUAUCGUGUCCCAAAAGUUCCCUCGUUAUCGUCGUCGGAGAGGUGGAGCUAGAAAAUAGUAAAGUCGGGGCGUCGAGAUUCCAAACGUCGUCGCCACCGCUUUUGAGGUUAGGUUGGCUGCGAUGAUAUACUCGGCCCUACGCGGAUACGGUUCCAUAAAAAGGGCUAAUGGCAAGAUGGCAACCGCAGAAUCAUUAGCAGAAGUGACUGAUGUUGUACAGAUCUUACGCCAAUGGGAAGAUGAUCAAAGCUCACCCACAUAUGAUCCCAUACCAACUCUCACCCGCUUAGCAGAGAUCAUAGAGCAAGAAACUGAAAAUUAUUAUAAAAUGGAUCCAGAUCCAUUUGAUGAGAGGCAUCCGUCUCGUACUGAUCCUGACUGCGACUUUGGCCACAUUUUAAAAAUUUUAUUCAGAAAAGAAAUUUUUAUGACAAAGUUGAUAAAUGAUUAUCUGAGAGAUAACUACUGGCAAAGAUCAGGUAUAUCCAACAAAGAUGUCAGAGAUCUAAACACAGCAGCUUGCAGAUUAAUGUUGGACAUUUUACCUGGCCUUGAAACCUCUGCAGUUUUUCAACCAGACAUGGAGGGUCUUAUUCUCAGACUAUUCUCCUGGGCUGAAAAAAGUGUAGAGCCAUUACAAAGCUAUGCAACUGGUUUGCUAGCAGCUGCAAUGGAAGUUCAAGAUAUAGCCACAGGUUUUAGAGAGCAGAAUGGUAAAAUGGUACCGUUGAUGUUAAAAAGACUAUACAAGCUACAAGAAGAAGCAUCAGCUGAGAGACAACAGAAUAAUGCUGCCAGACCAUUUGCUCAUCUGGGUCAGAAUAGAGCGAAUAAUAGUUUGCAGGAUUCAGAUCAAAAGUCAUUUCCUGGGAAAAGAAAAGUAAGGGACAAAAAGCGAGAGAACGGAAUUUUGAAGAGUCCACCAAAGUUAGCUGGUUACUCGUCUGAUGAAGACGAGGUAGAAGGUGAAAAUAAUCGUAAUGAAACUAGGUCUCCACCUCCAAAAAAAUUAAAGAAUAGUGUGGAUACUGAACAGGUAACCCCAGUGAAAAAAGAUGCUUCGUAUCCCGAUCUCAUGUCACCACCGCUUUUGAUUCCUCCUUUAUCAACGAAAAAUAAUGCCAGCCAUUCUCAGUCACCAAGUCCAAUGAAGAAUCAAAGUUUAGACAGUUCCAAUACUCCAUUCACUCCACUUAAACAAAGUCCAGCAUGGACAAAAGUCAUGGGAAGUAAAAAUAAUACACCUUCGCAGGUACUCGAAGGAAACUCAAACUCAUCCUGGGCUGAAAUGGAGUCUAAUGUCAUUGGAAUCAUUCAAAUUUACCCUCUAACUUUAGCUACUAAACAGAUGUUGAUUCUCAGGUAUUUAACGCCAAUGGGAGAGUACCAAGAAUUCUUAGGCCACGUCUUUGAACAAAACGCGUUAGACUUGAUCCUCCAGUACAUAAAUGUACGCGAAACAAAAGACAGCCGUUUAGCUUUCGAAGCCCUCAAGUAUCUUGCUUCAUUAUUGUGCCACAAAAAAUUUUCCAUCGAGUUUCUGAGCAUAGGUGGUCUUCAACGACUUCUCGAUGUACCAAGGCCAAGUGUAGCAGCAACCGGUGUGUCGAUUUGUCUGUACUACUUGGCUUACUGUGAGGACGCGAUGGAAAAAGUUUGUCUUCUGCCAAAGCACAUAAUCUCAGAUCUUGUGACUUACGCAUUAUGGCUCCUUGAAAGAAGUCACGAUUCAGGUAGAUGUCAUGCAACUAUGUUCUUUGGUUUCUCAUUUCCAUUCAAAGUCAUUCUCGAGGAAUUUGAUGCUCAGGAUGGUCUGAGAAAACUUUACAAUGUGAUAUCUACUUUGCCUCUGUUAAAUAUCGAGGAGGAAGGGCAACUGAACGACGAUGAGGAGUGCGCAUCUAGGCAGAUCGUACGUCACGUUGCGGUGGCCUUGAAGAAGUACAUGGAGGCUCAUUUGUAUUGGAAGGCUGAACAACUGCAGCGAGCGGAGAACGUGAGGACCGAACGCGAUACGUGGCAGCCUUCCAUACCACCGUAUAAAGCUGUGAAAUUGAGCAGCGAAGAAGUCCAAACAAAAGUCGAGGUACUGCAAGAAUUGAUGUCAAUGCGGGCAUUGUGGCCACCAGUUGAACAGCUUCACCGCCUGGGUGGUAUUUCUCUUCUUUUGCAAAUUAUCGCUUUCGCGCGCGAAUGGAAUUUCAACAGUCGUAGUGUUCAUACCACAUCAAGCGCCGAAACAGUCCGUGCCUGCCUUGACGUAGUAGCCAUCUGCUCAGUAGUUCCCAAAGUGAUGUCUUUACUAUGCGAACGAGUAGAUAUGCCAGACCUUUCAAUGACUAUCUCCAUAAAUCUGUUGCUUGCUGCAGCCGAGUGUGAAAUAAUCGCUGAUGCAGAUGUGCAAAGAGCAGCGCUCAGAGCACUCAUUAAUUGCGUUUGCGCGCCGGUUAAUCGGGUUGGUGGUAACGUUGCUAGAUAUUCAUCCACUGGAUCUGCUAAGAAAAAAACGAAUUUGCACAGUAGUGAGGAGCUUAUUCAGAAGGUCUGGUCGAGCGUUAGGUCUAAUAAUGGUAUUAUGAUUUUACUUCAAUUAAUGAUGGUAAAAACGCCAAUCACAGACGCCGAUAGUAUCCGCGCUUUAGCCUGUCGCGCCUUGGCUGGCCUCGCACGAAGCGAAAAGGUUCAACAAAUUAUAAGUAAAUUGCCAAUGUUCACUGACGGUCAGAUCCAAGUACUAAUGAAGGAUCCCAUACUCCAAGAGAAACGCCAAGAACACGUGACUUUUCAGAAAUAUGCCUUAGAACUUAUAGAACGCGUGUCGGGUAAGGUCAAACCCACCGGCGCUGAAUAUGAGAUUUCUCUUGUUAGUCUACAUAGGGCAAACGUUGUUGCACAAACAAGAAUUCAGUACAACGAGCAACAGCUCUAUCAAUUGAUCUAUCAACAUCUAUUGUCCAGAGGUCUGACAGAUACAGCUUCCAUUUUGGCGAGAGAGGCUAGUUUAGAAUCGCCGGUAAUACCAAAAUCGCUCACAUAUCAGCCUUUUCACUAUCGAAGCCCUGCUAUCACAAGUCCCAGAACAGCAUUUUCACCCGGUGCAGCAGCAAAUCUUUACAACACAAGAAUCACUCAGAGAGAUUCUGCAAGCCGUAGCAACACAACCCCGACAUCGAAUUCGUCAAGGUUCAUCUCGCUCACGGGUGCCGCUACCAAUUCCACUACCGUCGCCAAUAAUAAUCCUAUUAGAAUUAAGCUCGCCGAUACGAUGAAUCAAAGUCCUACUACAAAUAAUCAGCCUAUAAAAAUUCAAAUCAAUCAAAAGAAAGCAGCCGAUAAGCAGCUUACCUCAGCACAAGUCAACCAACAAAUAGCCAGUCAGUCAUCCUGUAGGUCCCUUCAAAAGCAGAUAUCAAGAGAACUUGGAUCAAGUUCUUCCGUUGGGAUUGCCAGUUCAAAUGUCAAUACAGUCACGUUAGAUUCUAUUAUUACGGAGUACUUGACGAAUCAACAUGCACUUUGUAAAAAUCCUAUGGUUACGUGUCCACAGUUCAAUUUAUUCGAGCCUCAUAAAUGUCCAGACCCAUGUAAAAAGAACUCCACGCCACAAAAUUUCUCAGUCAGAUUAACGAGGCGGCUGUUGGGAUUCGAUGGGAAAUUAUUAGACAGGCGGCUGAUUUAUAGUCGAUUUUGUCCCGUCAAAACUUUCCGUCCGUUGGAUGUCGAUAGUACCUUUACAUGCUGCACAUUCUCGUAUAGCCAAGAUUUUCUUUUCGUUGGAACCUACGCGGGAGAAUUAAAACUGUUCAACACAAAGAACGGUGCCGAAGAGGCAACCUACAACUGUCAUGAGUCGUACGUUUCUCAUGUCGAGUGUAACAAAAUAGGAAAUUUAGUAUUAACCUCGACAGCGUGGAGACCACCGUUAUCAGUACUAUGGAGCAGCGGUAGGUUCUUCGAGCCAAAGAUUAAUUUUGAUCGUGAGGAUUACGUUGAGUUUAGUAAGCUCCAGGAUAAAAUUGUUGGCACACAGAGUGAAGUAGCUACGAUAUACGACAUAGAGUCUGGAAAAUUAAUAACAAGGUUUACACCAACGAUAUCGAACCAGUACACAAAAAACAGAGCAACUUUCAGCAUGAACGAUGAAUUGAUUUUAAGUGAUGGAAUUCUCUGGGACGUCGACUCUGGUGCGGUUGUGCAUAAGUUUGACAAACUCAAUCAAACGCUCAAUGGUGUCUUUCAUCCGAAUGGAACGCAAGUCGUGUCGAAUACCGAAGUUUGGGAUUUGAGGACGUUUCAUUUGCUCAAAACAGUGCCGGCACUGGAUGAUAUGAACGUCAUUUUUUCUCCAGUUAACGAUAUAAUUUACGCAGUUUCCAUUGAUCAAGAAAACGACGACGAGUCCAAUUAUGUGACGUCGUUUAAAACUCUUGAUGCCGUCGAUUACAGCAGUAUCUCCACCUUCGACGUCAAAAGAGGCAUCUACGAUUUGGCGUGCAACAAGUUAGAUACUCAAAUAGCUCUUGUCGAGAACGUAGGUAGCUUUGACAGCCUUCAAGAAUCUAGUGUGCGUCUUUACGAUGUUGGUAGGCGCAGAGACGACGAGGACGAAGCUGAAGAAGAUGACGAGGAUGAAGAUCUCGAUGCCACCGACGAUGAAGGAUCAAACACUGGUUCUGACGAUAAUAACGCCGAUGAUGCCGAUAACGGAGAUGCACAAGGAGAUGAUAUCAUCGACGAUGCCGACCAGAAUGAUGGCGACGAUAACGACGACAAUAGUGAAGCCGAGGACGACGAUUCUGGCGACGAUAGUCUUGAUUAUCAUAAUAUCUUUUCGUCGGACGAGUUUAACGCGUCGGAUGUUGAUGACGUGGAGAUACUUUUCAAUUGAAUACUAUGAAAGUACGCCGUAUUGUGUGGAAGUAAUUUAGUUUCUUCUUUUUUUAUGAAAGCAAUUAAAAGGCUAAGUGCUAGGCGCUGCCUCGUUUUAUCAAAUCUGUGGAAAAGGAACUUGAAUUUAUUUGUGGAUGUUCCUUAUUGAGAAGAGAGAAAGAGGG
Molecule: messenger RNA, 5536 nt
Organism: Phymastichus coffea
Lineage: Eukaryota; Metazoa; Arthropoda; Insecta; Hymenoptera; Eulophidae
Gene: mahj
Product: protein mahjong
Exons: 17
Coding region: 604-5370 (1588 amino acids)
Biological process (GO): protein ubiquitination
Cellular component (GO): nucleus; Cul4-RING E3 ubiquitin ligase complex
Molecular function (GO): protein binding
Source: RefSeq, a predicted model, not a curated record